This is a messenger RNA of Rotaria sordida, 2157 nucleotides long. The record is from the annotation of a GenBank genome assembly. NCBI's taxonomy places the organism in Eukaryota, Metazoa, Rotifera, Eurotatoria, Philodinida, Philodinidae.
AUGUUACCAUCAUCGGAUGAAUCAGAUGUUCAAUUUCAACUUUAUUUUCUCGAUUGUGCCUCAGAUUCUAUUAUUCGUUUAUCAAAUGAUAAAUCAAUUAUGAAUCAUUUAUUUCGUUCAGCAACAAAUAAAGUUCAUAAAUUUGAAAAAAAAUAUCAAAGAAAAGAAUCAAAUCGUGUCACCGAUAUUGAUCAACUUUCUUUAUCAUACAAUCCUACUUCAUUUUCAUCAAAAACUACCACAAGACAUCCAUCAAUAGAAAUUACAAAAAAUGAAAAUUCUAAAAUAUCAAUACCAAUUAUUAAAUCUGAAUCCAGUACUCAAUCACCAUCAUUGAUUGAAGUUAAAACCGACACAAAAGUUCUUAUCCCUAAAGCACCACCAUUACCAAAUUCAUUCGAUUUAGCAAUUAAAUCACAAUCAAAGUCAUUGAAAACAGCACUUAUCUCACCCAAUCAAGAGACUUUAUGGUCAAAAGUAGAAAAUUACGAUGUCGCGGGUUAUGUUAAUCAAUUGAAUAAACUAAUAAAUGAAAAAAAUUCAAAUAAAAUGAAUGAAUCAAAAAUCAAAACGAUUCUCGACAAUCGGCAACCGGGCUCUUAUACAGGAAAGCAUUUUGAAAAUACCGAUGAUCUCGUGGCUUGGAUAUACCAGCAUGCACAAUCAUUGCAAAAUGGACCAAACGAUCCUGUGAUGAGUUUUUGUAAUGAUUCGUCACAGUUGACGUCAUUUUUACCGGUCGGUCGUUCAAUGGAAUCAACCAAAUUCGAUCCAGCCAAAGAUGAUGGAUAUGCAAUUACAAUGCUUGAUUGUGAUCAAAAUUCGGACAAAGAAAUAUUUUAUGAUCCUAUAAAUUCUGAUUCAAUUUUUAAUUUCGGAUCUGUUGAAAUAGCAGAUUUCAUGUCUAAUAUUCAAAUACAACCUACAUUUGAUUUUGAUCUAUCACCAGCAUCACCACCCAUGAAAAAACCUCGAAAAAAAAAGCAAAAUCGAAUACUAUCAAAUUUACCACAUAUAGAUGUACGUGAAUGGUUUGUCACGGAUGAGACCAGUGGCAGAUCACGUAGACCAUUAUUGCAUGAAUUUCUUCGACAAUUACUGAACAAUAAAAAUUACUCUCAUAUUGCUGCAUAUAUUGAUAGAAGCAAAGGCAUUUUCAGAUUUUAUCAAAAAAAUACUGCUGCUGAACUAUGGCAACGCGUCAAAGGUCGAAAUUCCGAUUCAGUUAUGACUUAUGAGAAAUUAGCGCGUGCUAUUCGUUAUUAUUACAGCAGUGGAAUAAUACAUCCAACUCCAGGACGUUUUACAUUUCAAUUUGGUAUUAUAUUGGCAUUUAAUAAACGUAGUCCUAUUGAAAUAGCUGAAGCAAUAAAAACCUUUAAUUUGGAAUUGAUUUCAGUUGAACUCAUUCAACAUUUAAUUCAAUAUAUACCUAAUGAUACCGAGAUCGAUGCUUUUCGUCAUUUGUCUAUUGAUAAAGAACAAUUAUCUCCAGCAGAUCGACUUAUGUAUGAGAUUAUUCAAAUACCAUUUUAUAUGGAACGAUUAAAUACAAUAAAAUUUAAAUUAAUCUUUGCUGAUAAUUAUCAUUUAUUAAAUGAUCAAAUGCAUAUCAUUAAUGAAGCUUGUAGUUUUUUAUAUCAAUCAAAUCAUAUUAAAAAAUUACUUGAAAUCAUACUUUCUAUAGUUAAUCAUUUAAAUCCAACAGUAAUACAUCAAGUUCUUACACUUGAUGAUUUAUCAAAAAUAUAUGAUUUAAAAACAUCAAAAACACAUAUACCAAUUAUGAAUAUUGUUUCAGAAAUAUGUAAUGAUCGUCAUUCAGAAAUAUUUGAUAUUAAAGAAAAUUAUAAAUCAAUUUUAUCUGCAAGCAAAAUUGACUUAACUUUAAUUAAAUCUGAAAUCGAACAAAUGAAACAAGAAUUUGAACAAAUUGAAUUGUGGAUAAAUAAAUUCGAAGAAAACAUCCAAAUUCAAAAAUUUCUUCAUGAUUGUCAACACAAAUUACAUGAAAUAAUUCAAUAUUAUGAAAUAACAAAUGAUCAAUUUCAUAAAACUGUUUCUUAUUUUACAAAAGAAAUAACAACAUCAACUAGAUUUUUUUCAAUUUUUGCCAAUUUAAUUCAUUCAUUAAAGAUCAAACAUCCAACAUUAUAA